Nematolebias whitei (Rio pearlfish) is the source of this 316-nucleotide messenger RNA. It is a transcript of the gene sptssa, whose product is annotated as serine palmitoyltransferase, small subunit A. Lineage: Eukaryota; Metazoa; Chordata; Actinopteri; Cyprinodontiformes; Rivulidae. Gene Ontology annotation, molecular function: serine C-palmitoyltransferase activity. Gene Ontology annotation, cellular component: serine palmitoyltransferase complex. Gene Ontology annotation, biological process: ceramide biosynthetic process. The record is from RefSeq and is a predicted model, not a curated record. The transcript has 2 exons. The coding region runs from base 45 to 251 and encodes 68 amino acids.
UCCUGAAGUAUUAGCGGUGAAAGCUAACUGAGUAUCGGGACGUGAUGGCGCUCGGAGACUGUUGGAAGCAGCUGUCCUGGUUUUAUUACCAGUACCUUCUGGUAACGGCGCUCUACAUGCUGGAGCCCUGGGAGAGGACGGUGUUCAACUCGCUGCUCAUCUCUGUGGCCGCCAUGGCCGUCUACACCGGCUACGUCUUCAUGCCGCAGCACAUCAUGGCCAUCCUGCACUACUUCGAGCUGGUCCAAUGAGGGCACCGAGACCCCGAUUCUCCUAGGACCGUCCCUGCUCCCUGUCCAUCAGCAGAACUUCCCUC